AUGAAAACCGCUUUAAUGGUGGCUGAAAAGCCGUCGUUGGCGCAGAGUCUUGCUAAUAUAUUGAGUAAUGGCAAGUGUACUACAAAUAAAGGUUCCAACUCCGCAUGUUCCGUCCACGAAUGGACCGGAACCUUCAAAAACGAGGCGGUGAAAUUUAAGAUGACAUCAGUGUGUGGACAUGUUAUGAGUUUGGAUUUUACCGGCAAAUUUAAUAACUGGGAUAAAGUUGAUCCCAUUGAACUAUUUAGCUGUCCCACAGAGAAAAAGGAAGCUAUGCCGAGGCUUCGUAUGCCAGCUUUUUUAGCACAAGAGGCUAGAGCUUGUGACUUUCUUAUUCUUUGGUUGGAUUGUGAUAAAGAAGGCGAAAACAUUUGUUUUGAGGUAAUGAAUUGUGUUGGUCCAUACAUGAAAGGUGAUAUUUACUCACCGUUAGUGACAUACCGUGCAAAGUUCUCUGCUAUCACGGAUAAAGAUAUUAAAGCAGCUAUGUUGAAUUUGGUCAGACCAAAUGAAAAUGAAUCUCGGAGUGUUGAUGCUCGCCAAGAACUGGACCUGAGGAUUGGAUGUGCUUUUACCAGGUUUCAGACAAAAUAUUUUCAAGGUAGAUAUGGAGAUUUAGACUCGUCACUUAUUUCCUAUGGACCCUGCCAGACUCCAACAUUAGGCUUUUGUGUACAACGUCACGAUGACAUUCAGACAUUCAAGCCAGAAUCUUACUGGGUGUUGCGUGUGACAACAUCCACAACUGAGGGUAGGGAACUGCCCUUGGAAUGGAAACGGAUCAGGGUAUUUGAAAAGGACAUAGCUAAUAUGUUUCUUGCCAGUAUUAAGGAGAUAAAAGAGGCUGUGGUUGUUAAUAUUCAAGCAAAGGAGAAAGUUAAAGCUCGACCAGUAGCAUUAAACACAGUGGAACUAAUGAGAGUUGCCAGUGCAGGACUUGGUAUUGGACCUCAUAGUGCUAUGCAGGUAGCAGAACGCCUGUAUACCCAAGGAUACAUCUCCUAUCCACGUACUGAAACAACUAGUUAUCCUGAAAAUUUUGAUCUUGUGGGUACCCUUCGCCAACAGCAGAACUCGAAUAAGUGGGGCGCUGAAGUGCGUGCCUUGAUAGCCAAUGGCAUCAACAAGCCUAAAAAGGGCAAAGACGUGGGUGACCAUCCCCCCAUCACUCCUAUGAAGCCAGCAUCGGACUCCGAACUAGACGGCGAUAUGUGGCGUAUUUACGACUACGUCACGCGACACUUCAUAGCAACACUUUCACGCGAUUGUCGCUACCUCUCCACCGUUAUUACCUUCCAAUUGGGCACGGAGACCUUUUCAUAUACUGGCAACACUCUAGUCGACCCUGGUUAUACGGAGAUUAUGCAUUGGCAGGCGUUCGGGAAAGACGAAUUCGUGCCUACGUUGAACGUGGGCGAUGAAUUGCGUGCGCAUGAUCAUCGACUUGUCGAGUGUCAGACAUCCCCGCCUGAUUAUCUUACAGAGGCUGAGCUGAUCACACUUAUGGAGAAGCACGGUAUUGGAACAGAUGCUUCUAUUCCCGUUCAUAUUAACAAUAUAUGCCAACGCAAUUACGUUAAUGUCGGCAGUGGACGAAGAUUGGUACCCACCAGCUUGGGAGUGGUUCUGGUACAUGGAUACCAAAAGAUCGACCCGCAACUGGUGUUACCAACAAUGCGUUCUGCAGUAGAGGAACAGCUAAACCUCAUCGCUGUGGGCCGUGCCGAUUUUCACGCUGUUCUAUCGCAUACAACUGAGAUAUUCCGCAGAAAGUUUCAGUACUUUGUGCGUAGCAUGGAAGCUAUGGAUCAGCUGUUUGAAGUGAGCUUUUCGUCGUUGAAGACCAGUGGAAAAGCGUUGUCUAGAUGCGGCAAGUGUCGCCGUUAUAUGAGAUAUAUUCAGGCCAAACCUAUUCGUCUACAUUGCUCGCACUGCGACGACACUUACACGCUCCCGCCGAACGGAAGCGUCCGCAUUUACCGCGAACUCAAGUGCCCGUUGGACGACUUUGAGCUGUUGUCUUGGUCUUCUGGGUCUAAAGGGAAAAGCUUCCCGCUUUGCCCUUACUGUUACAAUCAUCCACCUUUCAGGGACAUGAAAAAGGGUUUCGGCUGCAACUCUUGCACGCAUCCGACUUGCGCUUACGGUGUCAACUCAACGGGCGUGUCCGGUUGUAUCGACUGCGACGGUGUCCUUGUUCUAGACCCCUCCUCUCCAAGGUGGAAGCUUACUUGUAAUCGAUGUGACGUCAUCAUAAACGUAUUCGAUGACGCGUCACGCGUGUCCGUCAGCGACCAGCAGUGCACGGAUUGCGGCGCACAACAAGUGACGGUCGAGUACCGGCCUGAAAGGACCAAAUUGCCGGCUGCGCUUACCGAGAUGACGGCCUGCCUCUACUGCGAGCCGACAUUUACAACUCUGGUUGAAAAGCAUCGUGCAGUAACACAACGCGGCGGCGCCGCCCGAGGGCGCGGCGGACGUCAAAGGAACAAUAGGCACCGGAACAAACAACCGAAAGACAAAAUGGCCCAACUCGCUGCGUACUUUGUAUAG
Molecule: messenger RNA, 2553 nt
Organism: Leptosia nina
Lineage: Eukaryota; Metazoa; Arthropoda; Insecta; Lepidoptera; Pieridae
Source: the annotation of a GenBank genome assembly